CACUAUUGAGAUUGUCAGAGACAAAUACAAGUCUAAAACAUGGGUUCAGAAUUUAUUCAUGGAAUUACCUGGUUUUUGUUCUUGGUAGCGAUAUGUGCCAUCAAAGCCAAAGCUAUCAGUGUUAAUGUCGUUAAAUUUGGAGCCAAGGGUGAUGGCAAGACAGAUGAUACCAAGGCUUUCACACAAGCAUGGACACAAGCCUGCAGUGAGAGGCAAAAUAACAAAUAUGUGAUACCAAAAGGAAAAUAUAUAGUUGGUCCAGUUGAUUUUGCAGGGCCCUGCAAAGCAAAAACUAUUCACUUUAAGGUUGACGGAACAGUGCAGUCUUCAAAAAAGCAGUCGGUAACUGGAGGUGCGCACCGUAAUGCGUGGAUUAGUUUCACGCAGGUUAACAACUUGCUCAUCUCAGGAGAUGGCAUUUUUGAUGGCCAAGGAUCUGAAUUCAAUUGUGCUAAAGCUAAACAAUGCGAACAACCGCCUCUAAAUUUAAUUUUCUCUAUGGUUAAGGAUUCACACAUCCAAGGCAUAACAUCGAACAAUAGUGUCGGCGGCCAGAUUGGCAUUUACCGUUCAAGAAACGUGACAGUGGACGAUGUUUCCAUCGGCAUCCGAGGGGGGGAGGGAAUCCUGAUCGAAAAGUCAACAAACAUUAACAUCACCAAUACAGACAUCAAAAUCCUUAGCGACAACUGUGUCACUAUCCUAGAUGGAAACACUGGGAUCAACAUCGAAAAAAUGACCUGCUCACAAGGCAAUGGCCUUGGUGUGAGUGUCCUAGGCAACACUGGCAAAGAGGAGCCGGUUAAUGGAGUGACGGUGAGAAACUGUACCUUCUCACACACUGAGGGUGCAAUUAGGAUCCAGAGUUCGGCGGGUUCUACUGCUAAUAUAGCCAUCUCUAAUUUGGUUUUUGAGGACAUUAUUUUCGACUAUCUUCAGAACAUGGCUAUAGUCUUAGACCAGGAGCAUUGCCCAUCAAAACAGUGCCGAACGCCAAACCCCUCCAAAGUUAAGGUGUCAAAUGUGAGCUUCAAGAACAUUAAGGGCAACUCCGUGGACAAUCGUAUCGUUAUUCUUGAGUGUGGCACUGCGCCCGGCGCAUGUAAGGACAUCAAGUUUAGUGACAUGAGAGUUCUCGUCGUAGGGGAUGACCAUUUGGAGACUCAAUUUAGAUGUAAAAACGUGAAGCCUGUUGUGUCUGGCAAAGUUGAUCCUGCUGUUUGUAAUACACGACCCGUUGCCUGAUAUUAGUUCACGUACGCCAUCUUGACAUCCAAGAUAGAGAAAGAGAUAAAGAAUAUAUAUAUAUAUAUAAUAUGGUAUUCACACUUAAUUGAAUGAUGAGUGGUGAUGUUUUUUGUAAUAACAUCAGCAACAGAAUAUUGCUGCUUUUUGUAAUAACUUUUGGCUUUAAAUAUCGUUUGUUCAGACUAAUCAUGUACUAGUAUUCGUCGGGAACAAAAAUUAGCUCAAGGAGUUUGUUUCAA
Messenger RNA from Prunus avium (sweet cherry), 1487 nucleotides. Its product is annotated as polygalacturonase-like. The record is from RefSeq and is a predicted model, not a curated record. Gene Ontology annotation, molecular function: polygalacturonase activity. Gene Ontology annotation, biological process: carbohydrate metabolic process. Lineage: Eukaryota; Viridiplantae; Streptophyta; Magnoliopsida; Rosales; Rosaceae.